AUGGCACUCGCUCACCUCCAAUAUGCCUACCUUGAGCUGGUCACGACCAUCGUGCCUGGCCCACAGAGCAUCACGUACUUCUUGCCACUGAUAUUAUUGAUCACAGGUCUGUCAGUACCUCAAGAGGUGCUCUCCCAUAAUCUCCUGGCAGCACUCAUUGUGCCUGUCAGCAUUGCGAGCACAAUACAUGCCUGGCUGAUGAUGGGGUCUCUGGACGUUGUGAGCGUGGAUACGUUGUGGUGGACACUAUUCUUCUUGGUAUUCCGAGACCCACGGAAAGACUUCAGAAGAAUCGUUGAAGCUGGCGGCGGUGAAGUUGAUCACAAGGACGGAAGAAUCGCUAAGCCGAAGAAUCGAUUCCCGGAAAUCAAGGAGCAAGGAUAUCCAAAGGACUUCUUGAGCAGGCUUCAGUGGGUGCUACCCCUAACUCAAGAACGACCAUUAACGAGUUGGAAGACGGGCGAAGCCUCACACGAUGCCAAGGUCCUGUCUCCCUACAUCACGCAGUCACGUUGGACUUUCAUCCGAUCGAUCCUGGUCGUUCUACUUCCAGCUUUGGCGAUCACAAUGCCUCUAGCACUGCAGCUAAAAGCCAACGAUCUGUUCUUCUCAGCCGCCGGACAAUUCCUAGACAUGCCACUCGUGGCCGCAGACAACAACACACCAACGAUCGUGGCAAUCCUACAACACUCUCUUCCAAGGCAACUCCUGCGCCCACUGACCCUCGGCCUCUACCUCUACUCCCUCAUGAUCCUCCUGUUUCUCCCGCCCUUCCUCCUUCCAGUGAUUCUCACUUUCCUGGCCCCUUCCGGUUCAACAGCACACUGGUCCCCUCACAACUGGCCUCAACCCCACUUGGGGCCCUUCUCUGCCGUUCUGGACCAUGGUCUUCGUGGCCUUUGGGGCAAGUGGUGGCAUCAGCAAAUGCGACAUGCUGUGUCUGAACCGGGGCGAUGGCUUUCAGCCAAGCUUCACCUGUGCAAGAAUGGACUGCCGAGAUAUGCCAUGAUUUGCUGCAGUGCAUUCUUACUCAGUGGGCUCACGCAUGCUGGGCUAGUCCCUGCUGAGCUGCGGUGGGCAGAGUUGUAUCAGCCUUGGGAAUUGAGGCUGAGAUUUGCGGCGUUCUUUUGGAUUCAACCUGUUGGGAUUCUGGCUGAGGCUACGCUGGUUGAGCCUAUGCUGCGGAGAUUGUCUGGGUCUGCAGCGAAUUUAUUCCGGUACUUGGCUGUGAGGGUAAUGCGGCUCUGCUGGGUUGUGCUAUUCAUGUGUCUGGCUCUAACCUUCCUACACGAUCCCUUCAUCGAGCUGGGAUACUGGAAGAUUUGGCCACCUGCACUCUUACCAGCGAACGCUCAGAGCAUGCUACGAGGUGACUGGCUGCCCUGA
This is a messenger RNA of Fulvia fulva, 1386 nucleotides long. RefSeq lists its product as uncharacterized. The transcript has a single exon. Bases 1 to 1386 code for a protein of 461 amino acids. The record is from RefSeq and is a predicted model, not a curated record. Lineage: Eukaryota; Fungi; Ascomycota; Dothideomycetes; Mycosphaerellales; Mycosphaerellaceae.